AUGCUCUGGACUGGAGUGGCGUAUCAGUUCGUAGCUGGAAUACCUCAAAUGGCACCGUACACCCCAAACUCAACCAUGGUAGAGGUGGAGAAGGAGGAGACCACAUCUGCCGAAUCCCUUGCUGGCCAGUACAUGCGAACCAUUCAGUCAGUUAGCAGUGAACUCUACCUGGAUGGCUUGCGGCAGGAGGUUGCUCUACGAGAGGCCCUAGCAAGUAAUCCUCACAAGCGUCAACCUUUUGACCUUGCAAAUCUGGGUUUAACAAGUAAUGAAACGGACUUAUCUGAGGUGAGACCGAGCACUCUCUCACGAUCUCGGUCCUUCACUGAUAAACCCAAACGACUUGUUUGGUCAGAUGCUCUACGACAACGCAGUCAGACUCGACAGAAGCCCAGUUCUUACUUCAAUCUAUUGGUAGGACACUUUAAUCCAUUCCACUCCCUCUCCGACAUUUAUCCACAGCGAUGA
This is a messenger RNA of Hydatigera taeniaeformis, 468 nucleotides long. NCBI's taxonomy places the organism in Eukaryota, Metazoa, Platyhelminthes, Cestoda, Cyclophyllidea, Taeniidae. The record is from the annotation of a GenBank genome assembly.